This is a messenger RNA of Misgurnus anguillicaudatus (oriental weatherfish), 1517 nucleotides long. It is a transcript of the gene krt1-19d, whose product is annotated as keratin, type 1, gene 19d. NCBI's taxonomy places the organism in Eukaryota, Metazoa, Chordata, Actinopteri, Cypriniformes, Cobitidae. Gene Ontology annotation, cellular component: cytoskeleton. Gene Ontology annotation, molecular function: structural molecule activity. The record is from RefSeq and is a predicted model, not a curated record.
UUGUUUCUUCACAUACCUCCCUGUCGAAAGAAAGUCAACAUGUCUUCCAGUUUUUCUCGCAGCACCAGCUACGUCUCCAGUGGCUCGAUGGUGGGUUCAUCAUCUCGCACCACUCGCAUGUCUGUGUCAGGUUCGAGGAGCGGCUAUGGUUCCAGUGUCAGGUCUGGCAGUGUAUAUGGAGGAGCUGGAGGUUCAGGUGUUCGCAUCUCCACGGCCUCUUCUGGCUUCGGGGGCUUUGCCGGGUCUGAUGACACCAGCGUCAUCGGAAACGAGAAAGCCACCAUGCAGAGCCUCAAUGACCGUCUGGCAAACUACCUGGCCAAGGUGCGAGCCCUGGAGAAAGCCAACGCUGAUCUGGAACUGAAGAUUCGUCAGUUCCUAGACAGCAAAACUGCCCCGGCUGCUCGUGAUUAUAGUCGAUAUUAUGCCACUAUAGAGGAUCUUCAGACUAAGAUCAUGGCAGCAAUUAAUCUGAAGGGUGGAAUACAUCUCAGCAUUGACAAUACAAGUCUGGCAAUAAAUGAUUUUAAAUUAAAAUACGAGGCCGAGCAUGCCAUGCGUCAGUCUGUGGAGGCAGACAUUAUGGGGCUUAAACGGGUGCUUGAAGACAUGGACAUCACCGGCAAAGACCUCAGCAUGCAGAUCGAAGGGCUGAAGGAAGAGUUGGUGUUUUUGAAGAAGAAUCACGAGGAGGAUCUUCUGGCUGCACGCAGUCAGAUGAGCGGUCAGGUUAAUGUUGAAGUCGAUGCCCCUGAUCAUCAAGAUCUCACAAAGGUCCUGGCUGAACUUCGGGAGUACUACGAAUCGGUUACUGCCAAGAACCAAAGAGAACUUGAGCAAUGGUUCAAGACUAAGACAGAAACUCUAAAAGAGGAGGUUGUCAUCAGCUCGACAGAUUUGAAAACAUCUCGCACUGAAAUCAACACGCUCAAAUCCAAAGUGCAGACUUUGGAAGCCGAACUUCAGUCGCUUUUGGCUUUGAAAUUGUCCCUGGAAUCCACAUUGACUGAAACCAAAUCUCGAUAUUCCAUGAAGCUCAGUGGCUUCCAAAGCCAGGUUACCUUCCUGGAGGAUCAGAUAACAAAGAUCCGGGCAGAUUCUGAGCGUCAGCGGCAGGAAUACCAAAUACUGUUGGACAUCAAGGCCAGACUGGAGAUGGAGAUCGCAGAGUACAGAAGACUGCUGGAUGGAGAAGCCAUUGUCAGUACAUCAACAACCUCUUCUUCCUCCAGCUCCACCACCACCACCAAGAAGGUCAUCACUGUUGUACAAGAGGUGGUGGAUGGAACGGUGACCUCCUCCAAAUCUGCAUCUUUUAGCACCCAACGCACAUUUUGAUGGGCUUUAAAACCAAGCACUCAAUAAAGCAAUAUCCUCAACUAUAUUCUGCUUGAUGUGAACAUGAAAAUGCAUUUAAGUCCUAUAUGGGAGAGUUAAUGAAUGCUAUAAUUUGACUGUAAAUGGCAUUCAUUGAUUCUGCAUCUCCACUAUGCAAAAUAAACAAUACAAAUGCUGCA